This is a messenger RNA of Cottoperca gobio, 4396 nucleotides long. RefSeq names its product unc-51 like autophagy activating kinase 1a (gene ulk1a). Gene Ontology annotation, biological process: positive regulation of autophagy; peptidyl-serine phosphorylation; axon extension. The transcript has 26 exons. The record is from RefSeq and is a predicted model, not a curated record. Bases 583 to 3372 code for a protein of 929 amino acids. Lineage: Eukaryota; Metazoa; Chordata; Actinopteri; Perciformes; Bovichtidae. Gene Ontology annotation, cellular component: phagophore assembly site; autophagosome; cytosol. Gene Ontology annotation, molecular function: ATP binding; protein serine/threonine kinase activity.
UUCCUCUCUUUCCUCCUCAGACCUAUACUCAGUAACCACACAGCAAUACUGGUGACUUUGCUGCCACAUGCUGCAAAUGUUGACAUCUCUGGUCGACAUGUUGCCGCGACAUUGAACGUCCCUUUCUCAUGUGAUACAGAUUUGGCCGUCGGGUGUUGUAGUUUUUCACGAGGCUAGCGAACUCCCUGACCUGAACUGCGUCUGUAGUUUAUUUUAAAAGUAGAAGACUGAGUGUAUGACAGAUUUAUUACCAUGACAUUGCUUUUUCUCACAGGGGUGUUUCACUGUAGGCCAGAGACUAAAUGAAUAUCCUUUUUAAAAGGUCACACACACAGCACAGGCUGUAACCAUUUGCUUGGAUGUGUGUGUGCUUUCCUCUUCUCACCUUACUGAUACCUGCUGGACACCAGACAGGGGUGAGCUGAUCUCUCACUACUCGUGACAGAUGGCACGGUGCAGCUGGUAAAAACAAUGGCUUAUAAAACACAGAGUGUCUCACGGCAGACACACACCAGCAUGCAAAGCUAAUGACUUUAGAAGAUACAUUCUAGGUCAGGUUGCAGAAGCUUUGUGUCGACGACGAUGCGUUCACUUACCUGCCGUCUGCACAACCUGCUCCGUGUAUUAUCUGGUGCGACUGAAACUUCUCCCUCUUUUACCCCACGCCAUAUCACGUCACCGAUCUGUGACGCUUUCAAUGACUCAGGGGGGCUCGAGCUAGACAGGGGCCAUGAUGGAGUACAGUUUGAGGCAAGGUGGCGGGUCACAAAACUGUCAACUCAGCCUAAGAAAUGCGCUGGUGUCACUCGUUGUGUAUCCUGGGGCACAGCUGCGAACACAUGGAUAGGAUUGUUGGAAAUGGGAGGAAGUGUGUAUCUCGUCAUGGAGUACUGCAAUGGAGGCGACCUGGCAGAGUACCUUCACUCUAAGGGCACGUUAAGUGAGGACACCAUCCGAGUAUUCCUCCAUCAGAUCGGUCAGGCCAUGAAGGUCCUGCAGAGCAAAGGCAUCCUCCACAGAGACCUCAAACCCCAGAACAUCUUGCUGUGCCACCCAGAGGGGCGCAGGUCCAGUCCCAUCAACACCUGCAUUAAGAUAGCUGACUUUGGGUUUGCACGCCAUCUCCAGACAAACACCAUGGCAGCCACGCUGUGUGGCUCUCCCAUGUACAUGGCUCCUGAGGUCAUCAUGUCCCAGAACUAUGAUGCCAAGGCUGAUCUGUGGAGCAUAGGUACUAUUGUGUACCAGUGUCUGACUGGAAAGGCUCCAUUUCAUGCCAGCACACCGCAGGAGCUCCGUCUGUUCUAUGAAAGCAACAGUACUCUCUUACCCAGCAUCCCAAAGGAGACUUCUCGUCAUUUAAAACACCUUCUGUUGGGGCUUCUGCAGAGAAACCACAAAGAUCGGAUCGACUUUGAUGAGUUUUUCCGCCAUCCUUUCUUGGACACGAGCUCAACCACAAAGAAAUGCUCUCCAGCUGUGCUCUCCUACCCCAGCUCAGCCUCGGUCAGUUCCUCCAGCAGCUCCUCCACGUCCCAUCCGGCCUCCCCUCAACAUUCCAAUGGAAAAAUGCUCCAAAUUCAGCCCAAAGUGCGAUAUUCCCCUCCAAAGGAAACACCCGGCUUCCUGCUGAAAGAAAUAGCCAAUCAAGACAGUAAGAACACCUCGUCUUACACUGAGGACUAUGUCAUGGUGCCUGCACAGUUUCCAAGUGAGUGCACAUGUGAGUUGGAAGUUGGGUCCCCCAUUGAGAGUUGCCUGAUAUACAGCGGGAGUCCACUACUGGCUGAGAGAAAUGCAGGAAAGACACCUCCGCCUUCUCCCCUGCUGCCCUCUCCCUCCAAGCCUGUUGGCAGGCCUGUUGAAAUCGAUGGCCGGAGGUGCAGCCCCUCUGUGCCCAUUCCUGUCCCAACUCAGAUCCUAAACUACCAUCGUAUGGAGCAGAACCUGCAACCUGCUGGCCUGCAUGGCUCCACCAGGGUCACACUCUGCUGUGCUGAUAGCAGCUCCCCACAAUCGGGAGGCUGUAGAGCUCCAAGUCCAAGAUUUGUCUUCAACUCCCCGCGGCUGGCAACCAGAGGAGCCCGACCACAGCAUUCCUCCCCGCUAGCUGGAAUGACCCCAAAGUCCUCAGAGCAGACUCUUCCGCUCAGCACAAAAACGGGAAUGCUCGCUGGCUCUUCUGACAUGCAGGACACCCCCAGUCCUAAGGUUCAAUCAAGAAUGCCAAACCGCAUCAGGACCGUCUUAGACCUGCAGUCCCUCGAUGCAUCUCCUGCUUCCCUGACCAACCUCACCAGGAAGUCUUCCAGUAAAGAAAGCCCUUUUAAAAAGUCAGAGCGAUCCCUGAGCACAGGCAGGCUGUCUGACAUGCUGCUGAAGGCGACCUUUGGGGCUCACCUUUUUGAAGAGGGAAGCGACGAGAGCCUCAACUCUGAGAAAAGCAUGGAUGAAACAGCGCCACCUACUGGUUGUCAAAGAGACUUCCUGUACUCGGACAGCCCACCUCCUGCGGUCUUCAUUAUGGGUUCUCCCUCCAGAGGAGACACUCCUCCUGAUGCCACGGUGUCCAAGAUGUUCUCAGGCUCCCCCAGCUACAUUAACUCAGCAUGGCUACUGAACAGUCGCCUUCUCCAGGGAGGAAGCCGUAGAAACAGUGAGACUGAAGCCAUGGACGCUACUCCACACAGCAGUAUGGUCUUCCACCCUCCAGAGCUCCCGGAAGAUACACUGAUGGAGCCGGCUCAUACAGAUGCUCUGAGUGACCUGCGUUUCACCUUAGCUUUUGUCCUCUGCGUCAUGGAAUUGGCUUCUUCUAACUACUCGGGGCUGGACGCCAACAGCAUCCCUGAUGUUUCCUUCCUAGAGCAGAGCUUGGUGACGGAUCAGAUCAGCCUUCUGAGUAAAGAAUGGAGCUACGCAGAGCAGUUAGUGUUGUACAUGAAGGCUGAGGAGUUUCUGUCAUCGGCACUGCACACGGCUAAAGACAAUAUCAAACAAGGCCAACUCCUUCCCUCUGCUACAGUCAAGCAAGUGAUAAAGAAGCUGAAUGAAUUGUACAAGAGCUGUGUUACGUACUGUCGCACCCUCAACCAACGCCUGCAGACCUUCUUGCUUGACAAACAGAAGCUUAUGGACCGCUUCAAUGGACUGACAGCAGAGAAGCUCAUCUACAGCCACACUGUGCACAUGGUACAGUGUGCUGCUCUAGAUGAGAUGUUCCAGUAUGGCACUGCAUCAAUCCAGCGCUACCACAGAGCCCUUUUGCUGAUGGAGGGUCUGGCUCGAAUCAUCACAGAGCAGAAGGACAUUGACAGCAUAGAUAAAUGUAAGCAGUGUAUUGAGCGGCGCCUUUCUGCUCUGCAGACUUAACAGCAGCCAUGAGCUCUACAACUGCAGCCACAGACACUGCAUUAUCUUGCCUCAUCCAUCUAACCUGUAGAUGGAUCCUCCUAGACUGUCACAAGCACUUUGAUCUGUCUUAAGGGAAAUGACCACUGGAGCAUCUGCUCUUAUCCCACUAGCCAGUCUGUAAUCUUUACAUGAAUGCACAGAAAAGACUGGAAGUCCUGUUUUGGACACAGAUUGUGUCAUGAUUGUUUGAAUACUUCAAUCAGGGAAAAUUGUUCUCAGUGUUGGUUUUGUUUUGUUACAGAAUGUAUAUGUUAGCGUGUUGUUUUGCACAUAGAAUAAUCAGAUUCAAUAAUAACUGAUUUUGAAUGUGUUGCACUUGAAACAAAGAUUACUUAGUUGUGUUCUGUAUUUGAAGCAUUGGUGUUGUUGUGUAUUGUAAGAGUUUGCCGGCCAACAGGUGUCAGAAUAUUUUGGAUGAGAUGACCAAAUGUGUAGCAGUAAUAGUAAAACUGUGCCUGCUUUUUUACAUCUUUCAUCACAGCAGAGUAGUGGAUGAUACAGAAUAAUUGUCAUACAAUCAUAUAGACUUACAGUCUACAGUCAUAAAGACUUACAUCAUAGACUGCAACAAGUAUAUUUAACCCUUUUUGAAUGUUUUGCAACAACUGAUGCCACGCCCUCUGUCAGGUGGUGAUGUACUCAGUCAUGAGUAAGUAGCAUUAACUGCAUGCCACAUUGCUUUUGUUUAUCAGCUGUUUGUGUGUAGCCUAUGUGUGCACAUUAUUCUUUUUUCCCCAGGUGUUUGGAUUAAUGUAAAAAGAUAGAUUUUUGUAUAUGAUUUUGCCUGAUAGUACAUUACAGUUCAUUACAAUAACAUGCUCAAUAUUUUGUGAAAACUCCCUAGAGAGAGUGUUAGAGUUUGUUAGAAUUUAUCAAAUUGCCUUUUCUACUUAUAUUUUAUGACUGCCAUUGAAAUUUGCCAAAAUGAAUUGUUACACACUGUGUGAUGGAAAUAAAUAAUAUUUAUUGUUAAAACUAUGGA